Molecule: messenger RNA, 291 nt
Organism: Clonostachys solani
Lineage: Eukaryota; Fungi; Ascomycota; Sordariomycetes; Hypocreales; Bionectriaceae
Source: the annotation of a GenBank genome assembly
AUGGCGCGCUAUCAGCGAAUCUGUCGUCUUCAGUCAACGGCUUGCACCCUCUUAUCUCAGAUACUUUGCACCCCGGGAUCAAAGGCGGAUGCGAACCUGAACAAAGAAAGAAGGCCAGACCUCGGCUACGGUAUCAUCAUCAUCGUCAUCAUGUUGAAUUUUCCCGCCGAGCUCUCACCUCGGUUUGUAUUGCAUUGUAGCAGCUGGGUUCGUGUAACCAGCGUUGCUAAGCUGGAGAUAUUCAAGAUGACAUGCAAAAAUGCUACGAUCCCGCCCACAUCUCAGAUCUAA